This is a messenger RNA of Diversispora eburnea, 236 nucleotides long. The record is from the annotation of a GenBank genome assembly. Lineage: Eukaryota; Fungi; Glomeromycota; Glomeromycetes; Diversisporales; Diversisporaceae.
CAGCACAAAUAUUAAAAGCUCAGAAUAUGAUAACUAUAAUGACAAAAGCUCACCUUUUAGAAGAAAAUGAAGAAAAGAUGAAAUUAAGAAAAAUUGUAGGAGAUGGAGGAGUAGACUUAUUUAGAGAAAUAAAAGGGAUAAAAACUACUGCAGUAACAAGAAUACAUAUAGAUGAAAUAGAAGAUGCUGAAUUUGAUAAUUUAGGAAAAAUUACUAAAGCACGAAAAAUUAAAAAU